GCCCCCGCCCCCUCAGGGCCGAGCCUGCCCAGCUCCCUCAGCGCGGCCGCCAUUUCGGGAGCGCCGAGCCGGGCGCGCGGCGCCCUCUGGUGGCCCCGCGGCCAGCCCGGAGCCGGCGGUCGGUGGCCAUGAAGUCCGUGUUCGUCACCGUGGGCACCACCAGCUUCGACGAGCUGAUCGCGACCGCCCGCUCCCCGCCGGCGCUAAAGGUGCUGCACAGCCGCGGGUACCAGAGGGUGGUGCUGCAGGUGGGUCGGGGGGCGCUGCAGCCGCCGCAGCCCGGCGGCAGCGCGGCCCCGGAGGUGGAGGCGUUCCGCUUCAAGGACUCGCUGGCAGAGGACCUGCGGAGCGCCGACCUGGUCAUCAGCCACGCAGGUGCAGGUAGCUGUCUGGAGACUCUAGAAAAAGGAAAACCACUAAUAGUAGUAAUAAACGACAAGCUGAUGAACAACCAUCAGCUUGAACUGGCCAAACAGCUCCACAGAGAUGGGUAUGUCCUCUGCUGUAACUGCAGCACUCUUGUGGAGACUCUGCAGUUGAUGGACUUGUCAACUUUGAAACCUUUUCCGCCUGGACAGCCAGAAAAGUUUGCUUUGUUCUUGGAUAAAGUUGUUGGGUUUCGGCGGCCGCGCGCGGAGCCGCCGCGCGCCGAGCUCGCGUCCGCCUCAGCCGGGAAGAUGCAGAAGGGCUGGAAAAAGUACUUCGGGCAGAAGUCCUUCAGCGAGGUGGCCAUGGACGAGUACCUGGGAAGCCUGGGACUCUACCGCAAGAUGACGGCCAAGGACGCCUCUUGCCUCUUCAGAGCCGUCUCGGAGCAACUGUUUUCAUCUCAGAUUCAUCAUCUGGAAGUUAGGAAAGCUUGUGUCUCCUUUAUGAGGCAGCACCAGUCCAAGUUUGAAUCCUAUGUGGAAGGCUCAUUUGAGAAAUACCUAGAACGACUAAGAGAUCCAAAGGAAAGUGCUGGCCAGCUGGAAAUAAGUGCUUUAUCAAUGAUGUACAAGCGAGACUUCAUCCUGUAUCGGUACCCUGGAAAGCCCCCCACAUAUGCCACAGACAACGACUUUGAAGACAAGAUUUUACUGUGUUGUUCCGGCAACGGCCAUUAUGACUCUGUGUAUACAAAACAAUUUCAGGAGAAUGCUGCUGUUUGCCAGGCUCUGUUAUAUGAGGUCCUAUACAAAGGUGUGUUUGGCAUGGAUGAGGAAGAAUUAAGGUCUGCAGUUGAGGUGUUUCGAAGUGGAUCCAAGAAGAACAGAAACAGUGGUCGUGUAGGAAGUGAGGAUGCAAACUUCGGUUGUCUCCAUGAAAAAGUACCCAGAAAUGCAUCAGAAAAGAGGGUGGAUGACUGGGAAGGCAAUGAUGCUGACAAUCCAGAGGAAGCUAAGUUCAAACAAGGCAUUGAAGAAGAAAAGCCUUCAGAAAAUCCUCCCAAGAUGCCUGUUCCUUAUAAAGUGCUAAAGGCACUGGACUCUGCGAUCUAUCGAAACGUGGAGUUUGAUGUUUGGCUGGACAGCAGAAAAGAGCUUCAAAAAACUGACUACAUGGUGUUUGCUGGGAGACAGUACUAUUUAGGAGACAAGUGUCAGGUGCGUCUGGAGCCGGGAGAGAGGUAUUACAAUGCUCACAUCCAGGAAGUUGGACAGGAGGGCAACACAUUGACUGUGUUUGUUGAGGAGCUGGCAGAAAAACAUACAGUUCCUUUGGCAAACUUGAAGCCAGUGACUCAAGUGGCUCCUGUCCUUGCUUGGAACAUGGCUCACAACCGAAGGGGAGUAGCCUAUCAGAAAAUAACAGGUGGACACUUCUCAGGAAUAGAAAUGGGUAUGAAAACACGAAAGAGAAUGCUUAAGAAAGUUCGUGGAAAGGAAGUCUUUAUGGCUGUGGCUUAUAGCAGGGGUCAGCCACUUCUUCCACCCCGCCUACAGCACAGUGUUCCUUCGGGGCGCUCUCCUCCAGCUCACUGCUCCCAGGGUGCUGCAAACAUGGCACCUUACAAACCCUAUCAUCAGCAGAACCCUCAGAGACAUCACCGUGGAUUUGGGAUGCUGAGGGGGUCUGCCCAAUUUAUAAACAGGCACAGCAUGGUUGGCCCUCAAAUAGCAUUCAACCCCAGGCCAGGAAAGAGAUGUUAUCAGAGCUAGGACAAUUUCUCCUGCAGGUCCUGCUCGUUCAGCCGGAGCCGCCGUCAGAUGCAGUGUGAGAAUAAGGAGUGUCAGGAUGGGUUUCUGGCAGGGCAUGGAGAGGAGCCUCAAGGGCCAGAAGAAACUCUGACUUUCUAUGAGAUUGAAGGAGAGAAUGAUGCUGCUUUUCCUACCUUGCCAUUUGCUUUUCAGAGCCAGAGUAGUCCUGCUCCCACUGUCCAUAGUCCAUCAGGAUUUUGGGUAGCAAGGAGAAACCAGAACUCUGUUUCACCUAACAAGCAGCCCCUGAAUUCCUCAGAGGAGGAAGCAAUAAGUGAAAAUGCUUCCUGUUCUAUCUCCCUUGUAGGAAAAUUUCAUGAAGAAUAUAUCUAUGCACCUCCAGAUCCUGACUGUGAAACUGCACCAGUAUUUAGUUCAGCAGAACCUACAGCAAACUUGGAAGAAGGGCCUGUCUCGGUGUCACCUCACGAGGAAGGGGCUUCCUACAGCUAUCCCCAGAAGGUGUUGGUGAACUCUGCAGGAGUUUCAGCCUCCACAGAUGUUUAUACUGCUCCAGCUACAGGCCUCUCUUCAAAUUCUGCUGCCUCCACUCCAGCCAGUGUCACCACAGCAACUCCCCCCCAAACAGCAGUUCAGCCUGUCAUAGUAUCUCCCUUUUCUGUGGGGAGGCCAGCAGUUUCUUCGGUGCCAUUCCCAACUUACUCAGCUCCUCUUCCUCCAGUGAGUGAGGUGGGAGAAGCUGGUGCUGUUCUUCCAGCUUACUCUUGUGAUCCCAGUGGCAGUGAUCUGCCUCGAGAUACAAAGGUCUUGCGGUAUUACUUCAAUCUGGGAUUGCAAUAUUGCCAUCAGAGCUAUUGGCCUUCCAUGGUGUAUGUACAGCCAGUGCUGCCUCCAUCUUCAGUAGAAGUUUAUCCAGCAUAUGCUGAGCCAGCUCCUGCCUUGGAUCAGUCAGUACCUCAGAUCUUCACUGAUGCUCGGCAGACUGAAGUCCAGGUUCCCUUGGAAGCACCAGCAAAUGGUAACUUCCCAAAUGCAGAGCCUCCACCCCUAUCCUAUGGACCAGUGUAUUACCCAGUUGUGCCUGACCCCUUCAGCCAGCAGCCUCUGCCUGGGUUUGACACUGUGGUACCUGCCUAUCACUAUGUUGGUACCUGGCACCCAGUAAAUCCUGCACAUGGAAACUCACCACAAAUGGCCAACGCUGUGAGCUCAGGACCACCACACCAAAUCAGCUAUAUUGCCUCACCUAACCCUGUACCUCAUGACAUGCCUCAAGGAAUGUAAAUCUGGGAGCUGGAAACUCAUUCUUGGUUUCUCGUUUCUUGGUUGUCAACUAUUGUUAAUAUAUUUUUGUAAAUGUUAUCCUGUCUUGGGGGGCUGAGUCAUUUGAUCAAGCUGCAUUCAUAUUUCAUGUUUCUCUUUAGGUUUAUGCUCCUAGUUGACAAGAUGUUGUUUUAGUUGAUUAGGGAAGCAUAGGAAAAAGGUACACACAAUCUGUGAUGCAGGGAACACAACCUGAAUGUGGCUGCAUAAAGUGUGUGGAAAGAAGCGCUGUCACUAAAGGCAUGUGUCUCUGAGAGGUUGCACUGAACACUUGAACACCUGGUUCUUGUUGAAACACUGAAAUAGGCUGCCACUACAACUAUAGAUAAAAAUUUGGCAUAGAGUCAUUAGAGGGUGAAAACGUUUAAAAUAAGUUGGCUUUCUCAGAUUUUGCAAAACAAAGCUGCUUUGCCGCUAGUGGUCACAUAUUUAUCAUAGCUGUGUUUCUUCUGUCUGCCUUCAUAGUGCAUAGAUUUCAUGACUGGAAAUACAAGAAUAACAUUUUGAUCUGUUGUAUAUUUGUAAGAUUUGUUUUGUGAAAGCUGUUGCACAUAUGGUGAUAGUCUUUGGUGGUUAAUUUGCACUGACAGCACAAAAUAAAAGCAUUGAACAUGUGAAAA
This is a messenger RNA of Pseudopipra pipra, 4084 nucleotides long. RefSeq names its product ALG13 UDP-N-acetylglucosaminyltransferase subunit (gene ALG13). Gene Ontology annotation, molecular function: hexosyltransferase activity. Gene Ontology annotation, biological process: dolichol-linked oligosaccharide biosynthetic process. NCBI's taxonomy places the organism in Eukaryota, Metazoa, Chordata, Aves, Passeriformes, Pipridae. The record is from RefSeq and is a predicted model, not a curated record. The transcript is spliced from 28 exons.